UAAUAAUAAUAAUAUUAUGCCGAAAACUAAAAAGUCUGCCCAUAGCCAUUUGCAAGCGCGUUUGAGCAGUGCGCACGAGUGCGGUUUUGUCGCCACAUCCGUUCGGUUUCGUUUAUCUGUAUAAUAUAUUUUCGUUGAUUUUUUUACGAUUCGGAAAAUCGCGUGUCGCGUGUUGCUACAAACGAUAGUGCGCUGUACACGGACGACGCUCGUGCGGAGCCCGCUGAACGAAUGUCAUAAUAAUCAUUAUUGUUGUUGAUCGCACACACAUGGACACGAAAGUCGCACGAGAGUCCGCCACCGAUAAGUCGCGAUCGUUUAAAAUACUUCCGAGUAUACUGCAGCAGUAUUAGUGACCCGAACCCGGAAGACAGUGACCGAGUGGCAGUAGGUACAUCGGCGAUCACGAAAGAUAUUUGAUUUCUAUGCCUGGUAGUGAUCUUCAAUCAGAAGAAGACAUGUUAGACGGACUUCAACUUCGUGGACGAUCUUUUGAAGUUUCAACUGACCACUCAAGAUCUCCUAGCACAGAAGACGGUUCAUUUUAUCACCCAGACAAUAAUAACGUAUCCGAAGACGACGACGAAAAUGUUAAAAGCGAUUCGGAGAGCUCUGACGAGAAAUCGCGAAGGCCCGUGGCGGGCAAGCGAAAACGACGGACGAGCAUAGACGAAGAUGACGGCGACGAACCGACCGCACCAAAAACGAGAAAAUGUCGCAGGAGCAUCCGGCAAAGGCAAUCGGUGGAGGUGUUAACGGCCAAAGACCGAAACAUGCGAAGGCUGGAGAGCAACGAACGGGAACGACUACGCAUGCACUCAUUAAACGAUGCUUUCGAGAAACUGCGCGAAGUAGUGCCUCAUGUAAAAAUGGGACGUAAACUAUCAAAAUUGGAAACAUUGACAUUGGCAAAAAACUACAUAAUGGCAUUGACUAACGUCAUAUGUGAAAUGAGAGGCGAGCAAAAACCAUUUACUUUUGACGAUCCCGAUCAAGCCGAAAAUGACUAUGCAUCAAGUAACGAUGGUGGAUUCGAAUCGGGUAAUAGUACAAAAACUACCUCGAAUUUAGAACAAGAGCUACUAUCAUCGGACUAGUAAAAACCGUGCGGCGACAAUUCCAUUUCCUAUAUUAUUAUAUUAUACAAACCGAAUAUGUUCGUUAGUGUACAAAUAAAACUAUUUUUUUUUUUUUUUUACCUAAUAUAGGUAGUUUAACAAUGAGAUUAAUUUUUGUCUUGAUAUUUACCAGUAAUUAUUGUUAUUAUAAUCAUUAUGAUUAUUAUUUGCAUUUCUAUUUAAGUAUUAUAUCAUUCUUCGUAUUAUUAUUAUUAUUAUUAUAAAAUUUGUUUAUAAAUUAAGGAUUAUAUUAAUAUUAUUAUUUUUAGUACUUAUAAAAAAAAAAGUAUAAAUACCUACUUUUACCAAUCCUAAUAAAUAUUAAAUGUGAAUAAUUAUUUAAGCACGUUA
Aphis gossypii (cotton aphid) is the source of this 1469-nucleotide messenger RNA. Its product is annotated as neurogenic differentiation factor 1-like. The record is from RefSeq and is a predicted model, not a curated record. The transcript is spliced from 5 exons. The coding region runs from base 426 to 1097 and encodes 223 amino acids. Lineage: Eukaryota; Metazoa; Arthropoda; Insecta; Hemiptera; Aphididae. Gene Ontology annotation, molecular function: protein dimerization activity.